GCGCUCCCCAGCCCGGCGAGCCAGGAGGAUGCAGACAAAGGCUCCGUCUCCCUCGCUCGCCCUCCGGCGCUGAGAGCCCCGAGCGCAGCGGGACCGCCCCAGCCCCAGCCCCGGCCCCGGCUCACCCCCCAGCGCCUGGUGCCAGAGCCAGCCCCGGAGCCGCGAUGGCGGAGUACUGCAGCCUGCUGGAGGAGCUGGCGGAGAACAUCACCAACGAGGACCUGGACCAGCUGAAGUCGGCCUGCAAGGAGGACAUCCCUAGUGAGAAGCACGAGGCGAUCACCACGAGCAAAGACUGGUUCAGCUUCCUGGAGGAGCACAACAAGUUGGACAAAGACAACCUCUCGUACAUCGAGCACAUCUUUGAGAUCUCGCGGCGCCCGGACCUGCUGACGGUGGUGGUGGAGUACCGCACCCAGGUGCUGAAGAUCUCCGAGGAGGACGAGGUGGACACCAAGCUCACCCGUAUUCCCAGCGCCAAGAAGUACAAAGACAUCAUCCGGCAGCCCUCGGAAGAAGAGAUCAUCAAACUGGCCCCCCCACCCAAGAAAGCCUGAGUGGGGGGGGAGGAGGAAGAAGGGGUCAGCUGCCAGGCCCACCACUUUACCCCCACCCCCGCUCCACCACCGUCAUCCCCUGCUCCACCCCACCAGCCCUGCUCGCCCCUCCUCUCCCACCACUCCUCACCUCCUGCCACCCGAGGGUUAGGGGAGAGCUUUGGUCACUAACACAUCCUAAUGCCCCCCUCCCCCGCAUGUGUCUGGCCUUGGGGAUGGGAGGGCUGAUACCGAUGAGCCCCGGGGGAGGAGCUGGGCUGGGUGGGGGACAUUCCUAUGCAAGCGGAGAUCCAUGCCUCCCCCUCUCCCAGGCCGGGUCUGCACUCAUGCGUGCCCCUUUGUUAGGGGAGAUGGGGCUGGAUCCGAAGGGAACAUCCCCAGCAGAGAGCCCAGAGGCGGGAGGGAGCCGAGGAAGGAAAAGGGAGAGCAAGAGGGGGAAGGCAGGGAAAGUAGGAAUGGAGGGAGAGUGGGGGAGGGGCCAGUGGGGUCCCCAAGCGGGUAACUCACUGUGAAGCAAAGGGUAGGGCCCAUAGGUAAAGAGCUCUGGUGUGAUGAGAGCUGUGGGUUUGGGGGGUGGGGGGCUUCGGGGGAGCAGACUCACCCAGUUGGUGUGACUAGGGCCAGCUGUCCCACUGGCCCAGCCGCUCCUCCCCCUGCAUUUCCAGUGUCUCUCAGGAUCAGGCCCUUCAGCUGUUCCAGGACCCCAGCCCCAAAAGCACCUGGGGAGACUGCUGCAGCAUGGGGGCAGGGACUGGAGCGUUAUGCCAAGGAGCCCGGCACAGGCAGGCUUCCCCCCCCCGCUCCCAAACCAUGCAAAGGAGCAGCCAGGUCCCUCCCAGUGACAGGUGAGGAAGGGUCCCCACCGUGGGUGAGGGAUGGGCCUGGGGUCAGGGUACGGAAUCCAGACCUGGGUAAAGCCCAAGGGCUGGGUUGGGACAGGGAUAUUGGGUAGAGAUACCAGCCCCUGCUCUCUGUGUCAGCUCCCCAUCCUCUCUCCAGUCAGUCCUCCCUCAGAGCACACCCACAGACUCUCACGCGUGCACACCCUCCUGGGGCUUUGUGCGCACGUGCUGGCACAAAAGCACCCUUCAUGCACACAGCCACUCACAACGCCUUUGCACACAGGCACAUGUAUGCUUGUGCACAGGCACUCGUGUGCUCGCACACCCAAGCCCACGCCCUCUUGCAUUUGCGCCCUUGUGCACACAGUCCAUGUGCACACACUUGUGCCUUUGCGCGCACACAAACCUACCCAUAAUACACAUGCUUGUGAAUUUGCACACGCAGCCCCUCUCCUCCUCCAUUAUUUCUCCCCACUCCUCCUCAUGGAGCUGGGAGGUGAGCCCCGUGAAUGAGGCUGCGAAGGGAGCUGGAGCUGGCCAGUCCCAUGUUGGUACCAGCCAAGUGGCUGACAGAUCAGGGCCCCGGAAGGAGAGAGGAUGGGGGUCCCCGAAGAGUUGGGAAGUGGGGGAGGGCAGGGUAUGUCCCAGCUCAGCUGGUACCAGUUCAGUUUGUUUCUAGGGGUGUCAGCAAAAGGCAGCGGGAGCUGAGCACGUGGGCCCUCGGAGGAGGAUGUUCCAUUGAGGAUCUCCCCCAGCUCUUUGCUCAAGGUCGCCCCGUGUCAGUGCUUGUAUCUGUGUUUUGUUCACAGCAGCUACGCGUGCUGGGGGUGCGGGUGGGGUUGUGGGAGGGGGAGGGGGCCUUUGCCGAGACCCUGUUUAUCUGUUCUUGACUCUGUGCCAUUCCUCCAUAUCACGGGUGGAAACUGGCCACCCCCUCCCCUAUCACCCCCCCCGGCCUUCCUAUCCAGCCCGCUCUUCAUCACCCCCUGCUGCCCUUCCCCCGCUCCCCUUUGCUGGACAGAACGUUGGUGGCCUGAAGGUUCUGGAAUGUUCAGCCAAAGUUCUUUCCACUUUGGAAAAGGCCGGGGGCAGCAGCGGCUCGAGAUGUGGGGGGAUUCCAGAAGGCAGGGUCCAGGGAGUGGGGCCACUGGGGGGCGGGUCAGCCAGGGUGAGGGCCAGGCUCUGGGUUCUUUCUCCAUUUGGCAGCCCAAUGCUAAACAUGCCCCCAAACACCCCCUUCCCCAUUAGCCAGCUGACCCUGCCAAGUGCUGAGCUGCUCCAGAUAUCCUCUAGUGUGGCCCUUUGGGCCUACUCUGGCUGGGAUGCUGAGCUCUGAGCUGCCCUUAUCUCCUAAGGACAUGAAGGGGUUGGGGGUUCUCAGCCCUUCAGGGGACAAAGCCAUGGGCGUAGGGGGCCUGGCUUGUAGGGCUAGCCGGGGAGCCAGUGCAUCGUAACAGGGAGUCCAUGCCCAUACAGCUGUCAUGAUAUGGAGCCGGGGCAGUCACCAAGAUCUGGUGCCCUCUGGGGCAGCCGUCAUGAUGAUCCACCCUCUCCUGGGAGUGCUGAAAGCUCCCCUAGUGCCAGAGAGAAGGGGUGUGGCCAGGUGCCAUCCCUGGGGGGCUCCCACUUGGUAGGAGUGGAGCCAUCACUUGGGAACCUACAGCCCGAGGCAGGGAGUGGGGACCAGCUUCUGUUCCUGCCGGCUUCCAAGCUGGAGAUUGUUUCCCACCCCCAUGCUGGAGGGAGGCCGAGAUCCUUGCGCACUGGCAGCGGGUUGUGGCUAGAAGCCUGAGCUGCUGUAAGGCCCCCAUGGGUUUAAUUACAAAGGGUGAUUGAAACUGACUAGUUGAACCUGAAAGAGAGUUUGCAGUCAAGGUCCUUCAGUUUUCCUGCCUGAGUCUAGAAACUCAGUUUCAGCAAGAAACAUGGCCAAGGUCUGAGAAUGGGAGGCGGGGAAGGGUGAGAGCAGGGUCCCUGACAACGCACCACUUUCUGAAAUAGAAGAGACCUCGUUGUGCCAGCAAAUCCAGCUUGUGCCUCAGCCACAAGACACGUUUUGCGCCCACAUAGGAAUCUCUCCCACAGCCCAACUCGGUUUACGUUGCAAAUGGAGCUAAAAUUUGCCCCCCAAAAUGGUGACACUUCCCAGGGGAAACCUCCCCUCCCCGCCAAUCAGAGAAAUGGUGGGUCUUGCACAGCGCUCCCAAUCCGGCCUGCACUGGGGGCUGAGUGGUUGGGAGAGGAGCUGCUCGGAGAGGGAGAACAAAACCCUUUAUUUAAAGCACAAAAUAUCCAGAUGCUUUUCAAACCAGGGCAAGGAAAAGGCUGAGUGUCUAGUGCGGCGGGGGAGGGCGGUUGUGGAAUGGAUCCCAGAGCCAAAAGGUUCCUCUGUGUGGACUCCCUUCAAUGGUGGGUGCCGAAGUAGCCCAAAGCCAGUGUGUGGAGCCCCCGGAGGAUGUUUCUGUUCCCUGGAACUGAGCAACAUCCUCAUCUGGGCUAAAUCAGCAUUGCACUGUUGAAAUCACUGCUGGUUUACACCAGCUGCACUUAAUCGGUCGUAAGGGAGUGAUCUUAGCACAGAGCCUUCGGAUCCCAUUGCCAUCUGAACUGCCUGCACACCCUUGGCUCAGCACAUGCUAAUGGCACCCAGCACCUUAGCCACUUGGUGCCAUGCAGGGCCAGCCCUGCGGCUUAUAAAACCAGCGUGGUGAGUGCGCAGGGGAAGCUCAGAUUCGAGGGGCCAGGUGAGGGGUGGGCGAGAUUCGUGCUAACAGCUGGCUAUUAACUAACAGCCCCCGGGCAAGGAGGGAGCCAGACACGUGCAAAAUCAAUAGGGGCUUCUGGGUGACUGAGUGAAAAGAAUUUAUGUUAAUAUAUUUUAUUUAAUAAAAGCUAAAAUCUGCAGUGUGCAUCUUGCCUGUUAGCCAGAUCUGUGUCUGCCUCAGUGCUCCCCUUGCCCCGUGCUGGUGUGUAUGUCAUAUGCCUGCAUCGCUAUUCCUUACUGCUCAGCGGGAAGGCCUGGUCCCCACAGGGCCUCCCCCAGCCUCUUCUCUUUCUCACCUUCAUCUGCUUCCCCUGAGCCGGAGCAGCCGGCUUGGCUAAAGCAUCACCCUGGAGAGGCAAACCAGCUGGUAUUUAUUUUCUGUUUAAUAGCACUGGGCAGAGUGCUGGCCCAUCCAAGGCAAAGCUUUGCUGCUCCCCAGGAAGUGGGGCUGGCUGGUGGAGGCUUUGCCAUGGUGAUGCAGAGGCGGGGGGACACGGCUGUAUUGCAAACACCAUGUUGUGUUCCCCCUCAUUCCUGGUCUCUGGCUGCGGGAAAGCUGCACCCCAGGGGGGUCAGCACUGGCAGAAAGGCUCAGCUUAGCAGUGGACUCUUUGCAUGGCAAUGCAACAGACUGGGAGCCAAGAGGUGAGGGUUCAAAUCCCACCACGGAAGCUAAGCUCAAGCAAGUACUGUUCUGUGCCUCAGUUUACCCAUCUGUGACAUGGGGAUGAUUGGGCCACCAGAGGAGGGUGCAUGAAGGUUAAUAAAUAGUGUUAAUGAACCACCCUGUUGAGGCUCUCAAUUCGCAGCUGUGCUGUAAAGGGCCCUCAGUAUAAAGGAGAUCCCAGGCAGGAACACCUGCCGGCUGCUAACCAGUAUUAAUUGAAGGGCUGCAAACAGGUGACAAAAGGCUGGAGUGGCUGUUCCCAAACCUACCAGCUGAGGAGUGCCACAAGUUUGGGACUGUAAGUGUCCUGCUUUUCCUAGCAGUGUUUGGGAAGAAGCCUUGAAACAUUCAUAUCACACAAGACAUGGUCAGCUGCUGUUUCUAAUCCUCCCCUCGCCCAUCCAGGGGGCAGGUGCUGAACACCAGCCUUGCUUUUCCCCUUUAAGGCUCUCCUAAGGGAGCCUCACUCCUCUCGGGGUGGGGGGGCAGGGCUGAUUACUGGUUUAACCUUCACUAAUUCAUAUGCUUUAGCAAGGCUGCUGAAUACAGACAAACCCUGGCAUUCUCGUGGGCUCUUACUCCCAGAAGGUGUUGCCCAGUGUCACCCCAUGGGGGUGGGGAGCCUGGGGGGCCUGCACUGAGCAGUUAGGGCAGGGCCAGAUGUCCUGCCAUGGGACUCAGCUGCUGCCUGGCAUUUGAAUCCGCUCCGAUUGGGCAUAGGAGACUCAGAGGAGCCCAGCUGGGCUAAGGGGACGAGGGGCCACAGGAAAGGGGGUUGGGUUGCUAUCGAUUGCCUUUCUGCCAGCUCUCCCCCUCCGCCAGCGCCCGCUCAGCCUCUAACGCUCGGACCGCGCUAACUGUGUGUACAUAGAUAUUAUAAAUAUCUGUAUAGUAACUCUAAUGUUGAGUGGUUCCUUGUUGUGGUUUUGUGUUAACUUAUUUUGCCAUUUAAAAAAAACCAAACAAACCCAACCCAGGCCUAGUGAUGGGGGUGGAGGAAGGUUUGGAGGUUUUGUUGGGUUGUGUUUUUUUUUUGCUAAGAUAAACAGUAUUAUUACUAGACCCAGCUCUUCGCUUUAACGCAAAAUAACAACUCUUUUGUAAAAUGGUUUUUAACAUGUCUGUUGGCAUCUGUGGCUGGGGGACUUGGUGGGCCGGGUGAACGGGGCGGAGGAGGGGGAGGUGUUUCAAUGCCCCAGGAGCCUGAUGCUGGCCUAGUCUCACUAGGGCUUGCACGUUAUGCUGGCUUUGCCCAUCCCUCUCCCUGUCGCGACAAACCUGCCUUAAAGACACCUGCGCCUCUUAGAGUCCCCAAUCCUGACUGUUCAGCCCUGGAACCUGCCUUAACGCCAGCCACCUGACAACCAUUUCCAGGACCGCCCCCCCCCCCCACACACCCCACCACCACCCAGCCACGAAAACCCAGCCAACUACUUUUGGGCUUGGCUUAAGCCAGCUGCUUGCGGAGGCACUGGCUGGCCCUGCUUUCCCCCAGGAGGGAGACGGGCAGGCCCAGCGUUUCUAAGGGACUAGCUAUUUUUGUGGAAGCUGCUCUGGCCAGAAUCCUGUCCAGAGGCUUUAGUGUGACAGGCUCGCAGGGAGCACCAGAUGUGUCCCUGGCACGAGGUUGGGGCCAGAUUCCGCCAUGUUCAGUGGCACUUUACUCCACAGCCUGGUCCCAUCCAUUGCAAUGGGAACACAGCUGGUGGGGGUAGAUCUUGCCCUGGAGUGAUCUGACCCCCAAGGAGCUGCUUCCCUCCCCCCCAAACCUUACAGCUAGGUCAACUCAAUGGGCCCAUGCAGACACGGAGGUCGCCUGGCCCUGGGAGCAGCAGGGGGCAACGCGGGCAUCCUAAAAUGUGAAUAGUGCCACAUCUGUGAGGCUGUGGCUUUGAUUUCUCUUCCUUAUUUGCACUGAUUGUUUUUACAUGCCCCCAACUUCCAGCAUAGCUCUUCGCCUCCCAACUGCAACCACAGCUCAAAAAUACAGCCAGGAACUAGAGCCAAUGGUUCAAAAGCUGAAUGAAACAGAGUCCGCUUUGCGUUGUCCAGCCAACUCUGAUGUACAAACAACAGUCCUUGUGCUAAUGAUCAAAUAAAAAUUUAUUGUCUUGACCGUGA
Messenger RNA from Gopherus evgoodei (Goodes thornscrub tortoise), 6951 nucleotides. RefSeq names its product proliferation and apoptosis adaptor protein 15 (gene PEA15). NCBI's taxonomy places the organism in Eukaryota, Metazoa, Chordata, Testudines, Testudinidae. The coding region runs from base 165 to 557 and encodes 130 amino acids. The record is from RefSeq and is a predicted model, not a curated record. The transcript is spliced from 4 exons. Gene Ontology annotation, molecular function: protein binding. Gene Ontology annotation, biological process: regulation of apoptotic process; MAPK cascade.